GCCGCCGCUCUGCGCAUGCCCCGGCGCGCGGCGCCCCGCGGCCGGCAGGCGACGCUGCGGCCCCGCUGGCGGCGGCAGAGGCGGAAGGAGGCGGGCGGCGGCGGCGGCGUCUCGAACUGGGAGCUGCGGUUGGCCAAGGAUCAUGUGCUGUUUCCUGCUGAGCUGCAGCACGACUGACUCCCCACAAGUAAGCCAGUGCAGACACCGAGGGCUCCUGGGGAGCCGGCCAGCACCAGCAGCAGCGUCGGGCAGGGGUGCUGGGCCCCCUGGGGUGGCCCAGCAUGGGGCCAGCACUGGUGCUGUGGGCCUGGUUGACACUGUGCGUGGUGAGCAGAGAGAGCCCAGCGCCCAAACCGAUCGCAGGUGGCCAGCCCUUCGCUGUGGUGUGGAAUGUGCCCACGGGCCGGUGCUGGCACCGCUUUGGUGUGGGCCUGCCCCUUGGCACCUACGGUAUCGUGGAGAACCUGGACGGCCACUUCGCCGGCCAGAACAUCACUAUCUUCUACAAGAACCAGUUUGGGCUGUACCCGUACCUGUCCCGCCAGGGCAUCCCCCGCAAUGGGGGCAUCCCCCAGCGGGUGCCUCUCCGCACCCACCUGGGCAGGGUGGCAGGUGACAUCCGCCUCCGCCUGCGGCCUGCUUUCCACGGCCUGGCUGUGGUGGAUUGGGAGGAGUGGAGACCCCUCUGGGCUCGCAACUGGGGGGCCAAAAGGAUCUACCGGGCAGCCUCGGAGCAGUGGGUGUGGGACCGGCACCCCUAUCUGCCGGCCCCACAGCGGCUCCGUCUGGCCCAGGAGGAGUUUGAGCAGGCAGCCCAGGCUAUCAUGGAGCAGACACUUCUGCUGGGCAAGACCCUGCGCCCAAGGGGUCUCUGGGGUUUCUACCGCUUCCCAGACUGCUUCAACAACAACUGGGUCAAGGAGGCCAACUACACAGGCCGGUGCCGGCCAGCAGAAGUGCUGCGCAACAACCGGCUCCACUGGCUCUGGGCUGCCUCAGCUGCCCUCUACCCCAGCAUCUACCUGCCGCCGACGCUGCCACAGGGUCUGCGCCACCGUUACGUGCACUAUCGGCUGCGCGAGGCCCUGCGCGUGGCCACCUUCGGGGCCACAGGCCUCCUGCCCAUCAUCGCCUACUCACGUCUCUCCUACCGCCGCUCACCCCGCUUCCUGGGGCCGGUAAGGGCCAUGGCAGGCUGGGCAGGGUUGGGGCUGCGGAGAGGGCAUUGGUGGCAGCAUGGCAAGCUGAGGAGGGGUCUGCUCACAGCAUGCGGACAUGGCACUGUUGGUGGGGUGGUGGUUACGCCAAGCCUGUGCCCUGGCCAUGUCUCUGCCUUGCAGGCUGAUCUGGUUCACACGAUCGGGGAGAGUGCGGCACUGGGGGCUGCUGGACUCGUGCUCUGGGGAGACAUGUCCUACUCGCGCUCAGCUGAGAGCUGUGCCAGCCUGCGCCACUACCUCGUGUCCACCCUGGGGCCCUAUGUGGCCAAUGUGACGGCAGCCACCUGGGAGUGCAGCUACAGACAGUGCCACGGGCACGGCCGCUGCGUGCGCCGGCAGCCGCACGACCUGGCCAGCUUCCUGCACCUCUCAAACCGGCUGGAUGAGGGCCUGUGGGCACCCUUCCGCUGCCACUGCUACCGUGGCUGGACGGGCAAGGGCUGCACCCAGCGGGCCAAACCCAGUCCCAGCACCUCCUGUCUUGCGCCCACCCAUGCCCACAGCUUCUAUGGGCACAACAGCCUCCCACCGCCUGACACCUGCAUCCCACGGGGCACUUGGGGCCGGUGACCACGGCUGGGGACCACUGUGGUCCCCUUCCCCAGCACACAUGGUCCCAUGCCCUGGUGCCUAAUGCUGCCUGAUGUCAAGGGCUCGUUACUUCCUUGUUAAUUUAAAUAAAUCCUCUUGCCAGCGUGA
Molecule: messenger RNA, 1919 nt
Organism: Dromaius novaehollandiae (emu)
Lineage: Eukaryota; Metazoa; Chordata; Aves; Casuariiformes; Dromaiidae
Gene: HYAL3
Product: hyaluronidase 3
Exons: 4
Coding region: 282-1790 (502 amino acids)
Biological process (GO): hyaluronan catabolic process; carbohydrate metabolic process
Cellular component (GO): acrosomal vesicle
Molecular function (GO): hyalurononglucosaminidase activity
Source: RefSeq, a predicted model, not a curated record